AAUUGGUUACACCGAAGGUAAACGGCAAGCUUAGUAUAAAAAAACUUGCACGUAUAUGACAUGAGAUUUCAUUUUAAAGUUUUUGUAGUUUCUCACAUUGUUAAAUGCAUUUGUAUUACUUCAUACGUUUGUGUUUAUAAAGUUUUACUAUUGCUUUUAAUUAAAGAUCUAAUCUAAUAUGCUAUAAACCCACAACAUGCGGCGCAGCGUUUUGUUCAAUAACAUUGUUUACAUGAGUAUCUUAUAAAUGAUCGUGUACUUUUAAAUCGUUAAGUCCGCGUCUGAAUAUUAUUAUACUAUUGGUGAAGCAUGUCAACAAUCACCAAGGACAUGGAAGCGAAAGUGCCAAAAAAGAAAGUAAAAUUUGUGUUAAUUGCUAUAAUAGUAAUUGUUACAUUUUCAUAUUUUUACUUCAACAGACCGGUCCUUGUGCGUCGAAUCAAUAAACUUCGGCACAGUCCAUGUUUUUUAAAAAGACAUUACGACCUUUUACCUAAAAUAGAAACGCGAGUGAAUCCGCUGGCGCGCAAUAUAUUUUUCGUCGAGAAAGAGUGCGGGGAGUUCACGGCGCGCUUCGCGUGCGCCGUCGAGGCCGCGGCACUCGCCAACCCUGAAAUGCAGGUCAACGUGCUCUUCAUCGGCCCAGCCUUUAAUGUCAGAAAGCUUGUAGCAAUACAAACACAAUUCCCCAAUGUCAAAUUUGUCAGAAUCAACCUAGAAAACUUCGCCAAAAGUUCCGACCUCAAAUUCAUUCUGAACCAAAAGUCGAUACGAUACAGAAGAAUAUUAAAAACAGGUACCUUGGAUAUUGUAAAAUAUUGGAUACUCAACAAAUAUGGCGGCAUAUACUUGGACAAGAACAUGAUUGUGAUUGGUCCACUCGCCAAGUACUCAAAUAACUGGAUUGUGCGAAAGAGUCGCUAUUCGUUUGCGAUAGAACCAUUGGGACUGUUGAAUGACGCCAUCGGACAUGUGUUUUUCCACAUAAUGUCUAAGGAAAUAUUGAAAUUCUACCAGCGCACGUUACAAUGGGACAAAAAACCGAGUCGGAAGUAUGGUCGUUUAAGCUUUAGUGAUCUCCUCGAGAAAGCCAUGAAGAAAUUCUGCAAGACCUCUUACACUCCCAUCAUGACCUCCAAAAACUGCAGAGGGUUAAAAAUAUACCGCCAAGAAGAGUUGUACCCGCCGGAGUGGGACGACUGGUCCUAUUUUCUCGAAACUGGCGAACUUGAGCAACACCAUGCCUAUUUGUUCCCUCUAUUGAGAAAUAUUCCCAAAGAUAAAAAAAUCCUGAAUACGUCACGGUACGCGAGACUAGUGAGUCAAUUCUGUCCAAUGACUGCGCACGCGCAGGGCAACGACUUCGAGUGGCUGAAGGACUUCACGAGUGAAGAUUACAUGCAACAUAAUAACAUAACUCGAGAAAUAAUCACUGUGAUAUAAGCUGUAAUUAAUUACUAAGUAAUGUAUUGUUUGUGUGUAAUGGUUAAAGAGUUAUUAUGUGACCCCUGUUGCUUGCCUCUAAUCAUUUAGUUGCACGUAUAAUAAAGACACCCAGUGCAAUUAAAGGCUUCUGAUAUCCGCUGAAAGAAAAUAUAUUGGGAUACAUAAACUCAAAAGGUUUCAUAUCUAGACAGUUGUCAUUUACGACAAUUUGGCGACUGGCCAACAAAAAAUGGAAUAAAAUUUAACUUAAACACUAAAUUUAAAAUUUUCACGUUACGGUCUUUCUAUUUACAUAACUAAAGGCUCUACAUUUCUUUCAUAAGCAUUAAAAUUUCAAUUC
Molecule: messenger RNA, 1786 nt
Organism: Hyposmocoma kahamanoa
Lineage: Eukaryota; Metazoa; Arthropoda; Insecta; Lepidoptera; Cosmopterigidae
Product: lactosylceramide 4-alpha-galactosyltransferase-like
Exons: 3
Coding region: 310-1443 (377 amino acids)
Biological process (GO): glycosphingolipid biosynthetic process
Molecular function (GO): hexosyltransferase activity
Source: RefSeq, a predicted model, not a curated record